Molecule: messenger RNA, 1848 nt
Organism: Eurytemora carolleeae
Lineage: Eukaryota; Metazoa; Arthropoda; Copepoda; Calanoida; Temoridae
Product: ribosome biogenesis protein WDR12 homolog
Exons: 11
Coding region: 552-1835 (427 amino acids)
Biological process (GO): ribosome biogenesis
Molecular function (GO): protein binding
Source: RefSeq, a predicted model, not a curated record
GAAACGAACUACCAAGAAACAAACAAUUUAUUGAGAAACGAAAAUUAAAAAUAAAAUAAAAAAUGAUUAUUAAGACAUUUUUAAUCUCUCACUAACAUAUGUAUUAUUCCAAAUUGAUACCAUUCUUUCUAGUUCUUAUUGUGAUCGCUAUCGUUCUAGUCAUCUUUAUCUUUCUGAAUCCGCUCAAAUUAAAUCGGAAAAAUGCCCAUUCAUUUUUAAUUCAUAAAAUUUGAGGUGAUUGUGUAAUUUUUUCCAUAAUUAUAUAUGCAACAGGGUGUCCCACAUCAUACAAAGCAUUGGAAUUUCUUAGAUACAAAUAAUUGAAAAAUUUGAAAUUAUCGAUAAAAAUGAGACGAUAAAUCAAUCGAUUUAUGAAUGUUUAAGCUUGGACAAAAACAAUUAUGAUUUGGGGCGCCCUGAAGAUAUCUAUAUUGUUGUUGUUAACAUUGUUGUUAGAUAGUUAACAGUUUUUAAAAUUUGACCGUCAUGUCAAUUCUAGACACUCUUGUGCUCUCUUGUUAUUAUUCCUCUUUUUCUCUUAAAAUUAAGAAAUGAUACUCUUCAGACUCAAGAUGCCGGAAAAAGAAAAGAAUGAUAGAGAAGUUCAAAUUAGGCUGAAAACUGAACUGAAAGUGUUUGGUGUUGAAGAUUCUCCUUUUUCUGUUCCCUACACCAUAGACCCUGCAGGCUUAAACAGUCUGGUCAAGGGAUUACUAACUAACUUUGAUUAUGUUCCUGAAUUCGACUGGAUAUGCUUUAAUGAUAUUGUUCGAGGGAAACUUUCGGAGCAUUUAAGUGACCGCGAUGAUAUAUCAACUGAAAGUAUUAUUGUUCUGGAGUAUGUUGAGAAGUGCGAAGCUCCUAAACCAGAAAAUGCCGCGAACCAUGAUGAUUGGGUUAGCGCCUGCAGAAUAGAGGGUGACCUGGUUCUCACUGGUUGUUAUGAUAAUACUGUUAAUAUUUGGAGCAUCAGUGGUGAGAAAAAACUUGUUAUUCCUGGACAUACGGGACCUGUAAAGGCUGUAGACUGGAUAGAGAGAACAGAAACUGGUGGAACAUUUGUCUCAGCAUCUCAUGAUCAGAAGUUAAAUAUUUAUACUUGGAACUCAGAAACUAAUUCAAUAGAGAACUUAAAUACUUGCAGAGGUCAUGAGAGAAGCGUUGAGUGUGUAGCGGUCAGUCCUAACAAGAAAGUGUUUGUAUCUGGUAGUUUUGACAACACGUUGAAGGUCUGGGGAGCUGUUCCUGCUGUCGAAGAUGACCGAGAGGGAAGUACAGAAGCAAAGAAAUCACGUGGGAGCGCCGGCAGGGCUGUUACAAGAACACCGCUCAAAACCUUCGGCGGGCACAAGGAGGCGGUCGGCGGCGUGGCCUGGAUGGGUAACGGGGAGAUAGUUUCCGUAUCUUGGGACCAUACCAUCAAAAUAUGGGAGCUGGAGUUGGGUGGUCUUAAAACAGAACUUGUGGCCAAUAAAGCACUGUUCAGUGUGUCUGUGGGCGGAGAGCGGAAUGAGUUGUUGUUAGUGGGAGGGGCGGAGAGAUCUGUCCGCCUGUACGACCCAAGAGCUGGGAAUGAUGUAAAAGCAGCUUACACAGCACACACUGGUUGGAUUACCUCCGUAAACUGGUCUCCCACCUCACCAAUACAUUUUGCGUCCUCAUCUCAUGAUUCUACUCUCAGGGUUUGGGACACGCGCAGUUGUAGAACUCCACUUUACGACCUUCAGGGACACACAGACAAAAUCCUGGCUUCUCAUUGGCGGCCUGGACACAUAGUUUCCGGUGGAGCUGAUAAUCAGCUGAAAUUUUACAAAAUGGCCGCUGAUCUCAAGUAACAUUUUUUCAGAA